Hyaena hyaena (striped hyena) is the source of this 2224-nucleotide messenger RNA. It is a transcript of the gene SLC15A3, whose product is annotated as solute carrier family 15 member 3. The transcript has 9 exons. Bases 114 to 2093 code for a protein of 659 amino acids. Lineage: Eukaryota; Metazoa; Chordata; Mammalia; Carnivora; Hyaenidae. Gene Ontology annotation, molecular function: transmembrane transporter activity. The record is from RefSeq and is a predicted model, not a curated record. Gene Ontology annotation, biological process: transmembrane transport. Gene Ontology annotation, cellular component: lysosomal membrane.
GAGGCAGGAAGGGGAAAACCAGGCAGAGGGGUCAGAGGCACAGAGGCGGAAAGGGGGGCCACAAGGGGUGAGAAGGGAGGGCCGCCCGCGCGUUCGGGGGCCGCAGGUGCAGGAUGGCCGCGCCGCGCGCCGGGGAGGAGCGCCGGCCGCUGCUGGCGCGCAGGCCGCGGGCGCCCCGACGGUGGCGGCGGACGGCGGCGGCCGCGGUCCUGCUGGUGGAGGCGCUGGAGCGCGCCGCCUUCUUCGGCAUCUCGGCCAACCUCGUGCUCUACCUCAACAGCGCCAGCUUCCACUGGGACGGCCAGCAGGCGUCCCGCGCCGCGCUCGUCUUCCUGGGCGCGUCUUACCUGCUGGCGCCCGUGGGCGGCUGGCUGGCCGACGCGUACCUGGGCCGCCACCGCGCCAUCGCGCUCAGCCUGCUGCUCUACCUGUGCGCCUCCGGCCUGCUGCUCGCCACCGCCUUCCUCGACGGCCGCCGCUCCUUCUGCGGGGAGGUGCCCCAGUCUUCCCUGGCGCCCGCCUGCCCGUCGCCCGACUGCCCGCGCGCCCCGCCCGCCCAGUACUGCGCGCCCACGCUCUACUCGGGGCUGCUGCUGCUCGCCCUGGCCGCCAGCUCCAUCCGGAGCAACCUCACCUCCUUCGGGGCCGACCAGGUGAGUGGCAGGCGGGCCGCCCCGCGCGGAGGCCCAGGGAACGCACAGGGCCAGUGGCGUUCGUGGGGGCUGAGACGCAGAGCCAGGAGCGACCUCGGACAAACCACUUCCCCUCUGCGCGCCCAGUUUCCUUAUUCGAAAGAAGAGGGGGAGCUAACUCGAACAGUCACGAUGGCCACGAUGGUGAUGGAUCUUGGCCGCCAGGCCAGCCGCCGCUUCUUCAACUGGCUUUACUGGAGCAUCAACGUGGGUGCUGUGCUGUCGCUGCUGGUGGUGGCCUUUAUCCAGCAGAACAUCAACUUCCCGCUGGGCUACGGCAUCACCGUGGGCUGCGUGGGCCUGGCCUUCUUCAUCUUCCUCUUUGCCACCCCCGUCUUCGUCACCAAGCCCCCCAUGGGCAGCCAAGUGUCCUCUAUGCUUAAACUUGCUUUACAAAACUGCUGUCCCCGGCUGCGGCACCGACACUUUGCCAGGACCACGGGACCAUGGAGCCACAGCUCCGGUGGGAUGGGUCUUGAUAAGCCACUUGUGCAGGAAAGGAGAGACCUUCAAGGCACAGAAACACUGCUUGCGCGGAGGUCUCCCCAGCCUGGCCCUUCCCCGCAAGACGACAUCGCCAACUUCCAGGUUCUGGUGAAGAUCUUGCCCGUCAUGGUGACCCUGGUGCCCUACUGGAUGGUGUACUUCCAGAUGCAGUCCACCUAUGUCCUGCAAGGUCUUCACCUCCACAUCCCGACCAUUUUCCCCGCCUACCCGGCCAACAGCUCUGUGGCUCUGAGAGCCCAGGGCAGCGGCUACAAGACCCCGGAAGCCUGGCUCCUCCUGGCCAACGUCGUGGUGGUGCUGAUCCUGGUGCCUGUGAAGGAUCAUUUGCUGGACCCUUUGCUGCUGCGUUGCAAGCUGUUGCCCUCAGCCCUGCAGAAGAUGGCGCUGGGGAUGUUCUUUGGUUUUGCCUCCGUGGUUGUGGCCGGAGGCCUAGAGAUGGAGCGUUUACAGUACAUCCAUCGCAACGAGACGGUGUCCCAGAAGAUCGGGAAGAAUGUGUACUAUGCAGCACCUCUGUCCAUCUGGUGGCAGGCCCCUCAGUACCUGCUUAUCGGGAUCAGUGAGAUUUUUGCCAGUAUCCCAGGCCUGGAGUUCGCCUACUCGGAGGCUCCUCGCUCCAUGCAGAGUGCCAUCAUGGGCAUCUUCUUCUGCCUGUCAGGAGUGGGCUCGCUGUUGGGCUCCAGCCUCGUGGCACUACUGUCACUGCCAGGGGGCUGGCUCUACUGCCCCAAGGACUUCGGGAACAUCAACAAUUGCCGAAUGGACCUCUACUUUUUCCUGCUGGCCGCCAUCCAGGCCGCCACGGCCCUCCUGUUUAUCUGGAUCGCUGGUCGCUACGAGAGGGCAGCUCGGGGCCCAAUCUCCCAAAGCUGCCCCAGCAGGGAUAGGGGCUGAGCACCCCCUGCUUCUCUCCCCAGGACACAGACAGCAGCAGUCACAGGUGGGGGGUUCCUUGAGUUUAUUCUGUACCCGACAUUAGGAUGAAAUGGUUCCCAUAAAUAAGGGGCUUAAGCCCUUCCUCACGA